GCAACCACGAACGUGCCAGUGGACACAAACGUCAUUGCUUCUAUUCCUCGCAACCACAUCGCCGUCAGACGCGCCGAUUGCAAUCCGAGCUCAACCAUACCAUCGCGUAUCACGACCCCACCUACCCUGCGCCGAACCAGCGAUACCACCAAUUGCCAGAAUGGAUACAAACAUGGAGGACGUCGGGCGCGUGCCCACAGAGCUGACCUCGUCCAACCUUGAGCCCGCCACGAUCCCGACUCUCGAUGGCUGGAUCGAGAGCUUGAUGCAGUGCAAGCAGCUCGCCGAGUCAGAUGUCCAGAGACUGUGCGAUAAGGCACGCGAGGUCCUGCAAGAAGAGUCCAACGUACAACCCGUCAAAUGCCCCGUGACCGUCUGCGGCGACAUUCACGGCCAGUUCCACGAUUUGAUGGAGUUAUUCAAGAUUGGCGGGCCCAACCCGGACACCAACUAUCUCUUCAUGGGGGAUUACGUCGAUCGGGGGUACUACUCGGUCGAGACGGUCACCCUGCUUGUGGCGCUUAAAAUCCGAUACCCGCAGCGCAUCACUAUCCUGCGCGGCAACCACGAGUCCCGCCAGAUCACACAGGUCUACGGCUUCUACGACGAGUGCCUGCGCAAGUACGGCAAUGCCAAUGUGUGGAAGUACUUCACCGACCUAUUUGACUAUCUCCCCCUCACCGCCCUCAUCGACAACCAGAUAUUCUGCCUGCACGGCGGUCUCUCGCCGAGCAUCGACACGCUCGACAACAUCCGAGCCUUGGACCGGAUCCAGGAGGUGCCGCAUGAAGGUCCCAUGUGCGACCUCUUGUGGUCUGACCCCGACGACCGGUGCGGCUGGGGCAUCUCGCCCCGCGGUGCGGGGUACACGUUCGGCCAGGACAUAUCAGAGGCAUUCAACCACAACAACGGCCUGACGCUGAUUGCUCGGGCACAUCAGCUCGUGAUGGAGGGAUACAACUGGUCGCAGGACCGUAAUGUGGUCACGAUCUUCUCCGCUCCCAACUAUUGCUACAGAUGCGGUAAUCAGGCGGCGAUAAUGGAGAUCGACGAACAUUUGAAAUACACCUUCUUGCAGUUUGACCCGUGCCCAAGAGCCGGUGAGCCCAUGGUUUCAAGGAGGACCCCGGACUACUUCCUGUAAUGGAGUUGAGCCAAUCCUGUUUUCUAGCCAUGCAGCCGCAUAGAGCUGGGACCAGUUUAGAGGGGAAAGGCGUCUGGGGAUAUGUCGACCCAGGUUUUGUCCUCCACAUCCUGCCGCCGCCACAACGGGCUGGGCGGUGGAGGAGUGACGUGCACUUGAUGUAUCAAGAGAAACCCGACAAAGACGGUUACUUGCUCCCUUCUUUCUUUCCCCUUCUGUGAAACCCGGGAAGAAAUGCCCGGGUUUCGGUCCGGGUAACUGAACACACUGAAACGGGAAGUCAGCUGCCGGUUGAACCUGGGGCUUGCUUACCUAUUUUUGUUGGAAGCCAGCUCUCGUUAUAUACCUAAAGG
Parathielavia appendiculata is the source of this 1497-nucleotide messenger RNA. Its product is annotated as Metallo-dependent phosphatase. Gene Ontology annotation, molecular function: protein serine/threonine phosphatase activity. Bases 161 to 1144 code for a protein of 327 amino acids. Lineage: Eukaryota; Fungi; Ascomycota; Sordariomycetes; Sordariales; Chaetomiaceae. Gene Ontology annotation, cellular component: cytosol. The transcript is spliced from 7 exons. Gene Ontology annotation, biological process: mitotic cell cycle. The record is from RefSeq and is a predicted model, not a curated record.